GGAAACCCGAAUCGCCAGCUUUUCCCAUCUCUUCUCGCAACUCUUCAUCAUGUCCGCCAACCUGGAUAAAUCUCUUGACGACCUUGUCGGCAACCGCCGUCAAACCGCUCGCCGUCGCGGCAACCGCCGUGCUGCUACAGCAGCUAAGCCCUCCGUUGGAGGUGUGAAGAAGUCUGCCAAGGCCACCAAGCAGGGCGCAAAGGCUGUCCACCCUACUCCUGCUGCUCCAACUGCUUCUAGCAAGAUCAUCGUUAGCGGACUGCCUGCCGAUGUGACUGAGGGCAAUAUCAAGGAAUACUUCAACAAGUCUGCAGGUCCCGUUAAGCGGGUGAUGCUUACCUACAACCAAAACGGAACCAGCCGCGGCAUUGCUUCGAUCAUCUUCGCCAAAGCCGACACUGCUGCCAAGGCUGCUAAGGAGCUUAAUGGGCUCCUUGUCGACGGUCGUGCCAUGAAGAUCGAGGUUGUCUACGAUGCCUCCCACGCGCCUGUGGUCCCCGCCCCUAAGCCCCUCAACGAGCGCAUUGCUGCCCAGAAGCAAAAGUCCAAGCCCAAGCCCGCCACUGCUAACAAGGCGGCUAACCCCAAGACUACUGCUACCCGUGGUCGUGGUGGUCGCGGCCGCAACCCCGGCCGUGGGAAGCCCAAGAGCAUCGAGGAGCUCGAUGCCGAGAUGGUUGACUACUUUGCUGGUGGUGAGAGUGCCCCUGCUGGCAACAGUGCCCCCGUCAACGGCGCUGCUCCGCAGGCCAACGGUGGUGAGGACCUCGGUAUGGCCGAGAUUUCGUGAAUGUCUUGACAACGCAUCGCACAUAACGUCUUUUGCUGUCCCUUAUCAGGCAUGAUAUGGGAUCCUGGCUUUUUCUCUUGGGGGACUUGAUAGUUGAUGCGCGGGCCAUAUCUUCUGCCGUUCUCCCCCUUCUUUCUUACCUGUUUCUUAUUUUUUUUUUUUGCUUUCGUCUUUCCGCAUUUGUUUUAUCUGGGAUUUUUCUUCUUGUUAUGGGA
Messenger RNA from Penicillium pulvis, 1005 nucleotides. RefSeq names its product putative RNA annealing protein Yra1. NCBI's taxonomy places the organism in Eukaryota, Fungi, Ascomycota, Eurotiomycetes, Eurotiales, Aspergillaceae. The record is from RefSeq and is a predicted model, not a curated record. The transcript is spliced from 6 exons. Bases 50 to 790 code for a protein of 246 amino acids. Gene Ontology annotation, biological process: mRNA export from nucleus. Gene Ontology annotation, cellular component: nucleus. Gene Ontology annotation, molecular function: mRNA binding.